UCAGUAUGGCGCCAACUUUACAAACCUCGUCAUUGGCAUUUCGGUGGGCAGCGAAGACAUGUAUCGCAUUUCGGACAGCGGCAUAAAGAAUAAAGCUGGUGUCGGCCAAGGCCCCACGACAAUGGUCAAGUUCAUCCAAGAAGUCCGUGAUAACCUAAAGGGGACCCCGCUCAGCAAGAUCCCCGUUGGCCAUGUUGAUACGUGGAGCGCGUGGGGAAACAAAUCGAACAAGGCGGUGAUUGACGAAGUGGACUUUGUCGGGACGAACCUAUUCCCCUACUACGAAGACGACAAGGGCAACGCCAUCUCCAACGCAACAGCCGUGUUCAACUACGCCCUCAACAGCACGAAGAGUGCGGCGGGGAAGAAGCCCAUCUGGAUCACCGAAACCGGGUGGCCUCUCACCGGUCCAGACUUUGGGCAGGCCAAGGCCUCACUCGAUAAUGCACGAGAGUUCUGGAAUACUAUUGGGUGUACGCUGUUUGGUCGAACAAACGUCUGGUGGUACGAACUGCACGAUUCGAAUCCGGACAAUGCGGCCAAGUUUGGUAUCACCAAAGACCUAUCCACGACGCCGCAAUUCAACCUAACGUGCUCUGCAAACUCUGGGGCUCCCGCCUCGAUUAACAACAAACCCACCUCUGUGGGGAACAUUUCUACGGUCACUCUUGUGAACUCCCUGGUGGUUGGACUAUCGAUGCUCUUCGCUGUCGCAGCCUGGGCUGUGUAGAAGUGAGUUGGGGGAUUUGGCGAACAA
Messenger RNA from Lindgomyces ingoldianus, 757 nucleotides. Its product is annotated as glycoside hydrolase. Lineage: Eukaryota; Fungi; Ascomycota; Dothideomycetes; Pleosporales; Lindgomycetaceae. The coding region runs from base 59 to 730 and encodes 223 amino acids. Gene Ontology annotation, cellular component: cell surface; fungal-type cell wall; extracellular region. Gene Ontology annotation, biological process: cell wall organization. The record is from RefSeq and is a predicted model, not a curated record. Gene Ontology annotation, molecular function: 1,3-beta-glucanosyltransferase activity; glucan endo-1,3-beta-D-glucosidase activity. The transcript has a single exon.